Perognathus longimembris pacificus (Pacific pocket mouse) is the source of this 4160-nucleotide messenger RNA. RefSeq names its product fibroblast growth factor receptor 2 (gene Fgfr2). NCBI's taxonomy places the organism in Eukaryota, Metazoa, Chordata, Mammalia, Rodentia, Heteromyidae. The transcript has 17 exons. The coding region runs from base 114 to 2639 and encodes 841 amino acids. The record is from RefSeq and is a predicted model, not a curated record. Gene Ontology annotation, cellular component: signaling receptor complex; membrane. Gene Ontology annotation, biological process: fibroblast growth factor receptor signaling pathway; positive regulation of kinase activity; multicellular organism development. Gene Ontology annotation, molecular function: fibroblast growth factor receptor activity; fibroblast growth factor binding; ATP binding.
GCCGCACGGAGUCUGACCUCGAGCUCCGCAGCCGCCUUUGCGCCCUGGCUCCUGAGCCCCCGGCGGGGCUGAAGGCGUUGCCGGCGGCCCAUGCUCCUGGAGGAAGUGUGCAGAUGGGAUUAACGUCUACGUGGAGAUAUGGAAGAGGACCGGGGAUUGGCACCGGAACCAUGGUGGGCUGGGGUCGCUUCAUCUGCCUGGUGGCGGUUACCAUGGCAACCGUGUCUCUGGCCCGGCCCUCCUUCAGUUUAGUUGAAGAUACCACGUUAGAGCCAGAAGAGACACCAUCCAAAUACCAAACCUCUCAAGCAGAAGUUUACGUGGCUGCGCCAGGGGAGUCUCUAGAGUUACGCUGCCCGUUGAAAGAUGCCGCCGUGAUCAGUUGGACUAAGGAUGGGGUACACUUGGGGCCCAACAAUAGGACAAUGCUUAUUGGGGAGUACUUGCAGAUAAAAGGCGCCACACCUAGAGACUCCGGCCUCUAUGCUUGUACUGCAGCUAGGACUGUAGACAGUGGAUCUUGGUACUUCAUGGUGAAUGUCACAGAUACCAUCUCAUCGGGAGACGAUGAAGACGACACUGAUGGCUCUGAAGAUUUUGUCAGUGACAACAGUAACAACAAAAGGGCCCCGUACUGGACCCACACGGACAAGAUGGAGAAGAGACUGCACGCCGUCCCCGCGGCCAACACCGUGAAGUUCCGCUGUGCGGCCGGCGGCAGCCCCACCCCCACCCUGAGGUGGCUGAAAAACGGCAAGGAAUUCAAGCAGGAGCACCGCAUCGGGGGCUAUAAGGUCCGCACUCAGCACUGGAGCCUGAUCAUGGAGAGCGUGGUCCCGUCGGACAAGGGCAACUACACCUGCGUGGUGGAGAACGAGUACGGGUCCAUCAACCACACGUACCACCUCGACGUCGUCGAGCGAUCGCCACACCGGCCCAUCCUCCAAGCUGGGCUGCCUGCGAAUGCUUCCACGGUGGUCGGAGGGGACGUGGAGUUCGUCUGCAAAGUUUACAGUGAUGCCCAGCCCCACAUCCAGUGGAUCAAGCACGUUGAAAAGAACGGCAGUAAAUACGGGCCCGACGGGCUGCCGUACCUCAAAGUUCUGAAGCACUCGGGGAUAAAUAAUUCCAAUGCAGAAGUGCUGGCUCUGUUCAAUGUGACUGAGGCGGAUGCUGGGGAAUAUAUAUGUAAGGUCUCCAAUUAUAUAGGGCAGGCCAACCAGUCUGCCUGGCUCACUGUCCUGCCCAAACAGCAAGCUCCCGUAAGAGAAAAAGAGAUUACCGCUUCCCCAGAUUACCUGGAGAUAGCCAUUUACUGCAUAGGGGUCUUCUUAAUCGCCUGCAUGGUGGUGACCGUCAUCCUGUGCCGAAUGAAGACCACCACCAAGAAGCCGGACUUCAGCAGCCAGCCGGCUGUGCACAAGCUGACCAAGCGCAUCCCCCUGCGGAGACAGGUAACAGUUUCGGCCGAGUCUAGCUCCUCCAUGAACUCCAACACCCCACUCGUGAGGAUAACGACGCGCCUCUCCUCCACAGCGGACACCCCGAUGCUGGCAGGGGUCUCUGAGUACGAACUGCCAGAGGACCCGAAAUGGGAGUUCCCCCGAGAGAAACUGACGCUGGGCAAGCCCCUGGGAGAAGGUUGCUUUGGGCAAGUGGUCAUGGCUGAAGCCGUGGGAAUCGACAAGGACAAACCCAAGGAGGCGGUCACGGUGGCUGUGAAGAUGUUGAAAGACGAUGCCACAGAGAAAGAUCUUUCCGAUCUGGUGUCGGAGAUGGAGAUGAUGAAGAUGAUUGGAAAACACAAGAACAUCAUCAACCUUCUGGGAGCCUGCACCCAGGAUGGGCCCCUCUAUGUCAUAGUUGAGUACGCUUCCAAAGGCAACCUCCGGGAAUACCUCCGGGCCCGGCGGCCACCGGGCAUGGAGUACUCCUACGACAUCAACCGGGUUCCCGAGGAGCAGAUGACGUUCAAAGACUUGGUAUCCUGCACCUAUCAGCUGGCCAGGGGCAUGGAGUACUUGGCUUCCCAAAAAUGUAUCCACCGGGAUUUAGCAGCCAGAAAUGUGCUGGUAACAGAGAACAACGUGAUGAAAAUAGCAGACUUUGGACUGGCCAGAGAUAUCAACAACAUAGACUAUUACAAAAAGACCACAAAUGGGCGACUUCCGGUUAAGUGGAUGGCUCCCGAAGCCCUUUUUGACAGAGUAUACACACAUCAGAGUGACGUCUGGUCCUUCGGGGUGUUAAUGUGGGAGAUCUUCACUUUAGGGGGGUCGCCCUACCCAGGGAUUCCCGUGGAGGAACUUUUUAAGCUGCUGAAGGAAGGGCACCGGAUGGAUAAGCCGGCCAACUGCACCAAUGAGCUGUAUAUGAUGAUGAGGGACUGCUGGCAUGCCGUGCCUUCCCAGAGACCAACGUUCAAGCAGUUGGUAGAAGACUUGGACCGGAUUCUAACUCUCACCACCAAUGAGGAAUACUUGGACCUCACUCAGCCUCUCGAACAGUAUUCUCCUAGCUACCCCGACACAAGGAGCUCUUGUUCUUCAGGAGAUGACUCUGUAUUUUCUCCGGACCCCAUGCCUUACGAACCCUGCCUGCCUCAGUUUCCACACAUAAAUGGCAGCAUUAAAACAUGAGCGAAUGUGUUUUCCUGCCCCCCCCCCCACCCCCAGCCAGGAACCUACCUACACUGAGCACGGAGGCCAGGCCUCCCCGAGCCUGCCGCCUCCACUUGUAUAUAUGGAUCAGAGGAGUCAAGAAUUGGAAACGUAAUGGGCACACGUGGAAAGGGUUAUACAGUUGAAAACUUGUCGUCUUUCGUCAGGAGAACGUUUCCGGAGCAGUGGACAGACGCCAUGUUACCGCCCUCUGACCCGCCCCAGAGACUGGCUGCGACCCAGUCGGACUCAAGGCAGACACCUGUUCUGCCUUCCUUGUUAAUUUUGUAAUAAUUGGAGAAAAUAUAUUUCAGCACACCCUUACAGAGCACAAAAUGCAGUAUAUAGGUGCUGGAUGUAUGUAAAUAUAUUCAAAUUAUGUAUAAAUAUAUAUUAUAUAUUUACAAGGAAUUAUUUUUUGUAUUGAUUUUAAAUGGAUGUCCCAAUGCACCUAGAAAAUUGGUUUCUCUCUCUUUUUUUUUUUUAAAUAGCUAUUUGCUAAUUGCUGUUUUUAGACAGAAUUUCUUAAUUUUCACCUAGCAGAGGUGGGAAAAAAUACUUUUGCUUUCAGGGAAAAUGGUAUAACAUUAAUUUAUUAAUGAAUUGGUAAUAUACAAAACAAUUAAUCAUUUAUAGUUUUUUUGUAAUUUAAGUGGCAUUUGUAUGCAGGCAGCACAAAAGACUAAUUAAUCUAUGGCUGGAACUUAACUAGUUGUCAGAUCCUUUGAGAGGAGAAAGAUUUAGAAUAUAUGACUAAUUUGGGGGGAAAUGGAGUUUUGAUUUAUUUGUGUUUAAACUCUGCUGUCAGAUGAUUGUGCUUAAACAUCCUACAUGCCCGUGUUACAGGAACCCGUUUCUAGGAGCGUGUUUGGUUUUGGUAUGCAGCUUGGUCUUUGGGCCAGAGCAACCAAGACUCAAGUGACACCAGUGUCCUCAUUCAAAGAUGCCUUAAUCCAGUCUUUGAGGACAGACCUCCGGGAAACAACAGCAGAAUGGGUUCUGCCGGGCAGCUGGCUUUCUGCCCUUGAAUUGUGCAUUUCCCAGAUUAGUCUGUGUUUUCUUCCAUGGAUUUUGAUCACAGCUUCCAAGUUCUUUGGCCUCAGAUGUCAGCCUUUGGCGAUUUCCAAGCCCUAUCAGAAAGUUGAAGGGAAAGGGUCGUUCUGCUGAGAAUAUGGAGAAUCCUUCUCUCUUCCUAUGGGAUUGAUUGCUUCUGUCUACUUUUGAGGAGACCUCACCGAAAGAUCUGGCCUGAUACCAACAUCAGCCAAAGUAUCGCCAUGUCGUGAAUUCCGUAUUAACAUCUGGUUUGCCUUUGGAAACACCUACUCACUUUGCUAUAGCCACGCUACGUGAAUGCAGAUUACACUGAUUUUACGUGUUACAAAAUUGGAGAAAGUAUUUAAUAAAGCCUGUUAAUUUUUAUACUGACAAUAAAAAAUGUUUCUACAGAUAUUAAUGUUAACAGGACCGAAAUAAAUGUCACGCAGCUUAUUUUUUUAA